UAUCCUGAGCGACACAACAAAAGGCUCAGUUAAACUAAAGAAAUCCGUCACAGAAACUCCUCACAGACGAUCGAUUCAGAGGAAGCCCGUACUAUUAGUUAAUGAGAUUGUAGAGUGUUUGAUGUUACUGUUUUUUUCAGCACGUUUACAUCUGAAUCCUCGGUAAGAAAGAAAAACAUCAGCGCCAGGCGACGGCUGGUGUAAAAUAGGGGUGAACAGUAUUGGUGUUGUACAAGCUUUGGUCGUUUUGCAGUAUUCGUUUCCUGUUUCAAAGACAAACAGGCAUAGAUUGACAGCUGUAUAGAAAUUUGUCGGAGAAAAAUGCAGUCGUGCAUUUGAUAAGACAAUAAUUUGAUUGUCAGUGUGCUUCGUUGAUAAAGACGUGUUAUGAAUUAGAAGUUACGUCUGUAGUUGCAACUACUCGCUGGUGGCUUGUGAUCGCCUCUGUUAACAAAACAUCUGAGAGCUUUAGUCACCAAGUCUUUGGAAGAUUUUUAAAGAAAGGGUUUUUGAAAUAAACUGAUUUUUGUCAGUGCAAGAGCAACAACCUGUAACCAGCACCUUUGUACAUAACCGACUGGCCAUAUUUUACAUAUGAUUUAAUGUGUUUUAAGUUUUGUCAAAUUGACAUUUUAAGUCUUCGGGUUUGUAUGUUCGGAUGUUUGCUUUUAGCACUUGUUUAGCUGUCGUUGUUGGAAGUUGGAGUGCAUAAAAUCUAUUCAGUGUUAGAAUCUUACUUGUUUUAUUGACUGACUAGCUGUGGUGUUUCAGGAUAUUUGUAUUUCACUGAAAACUGUUUUACAUUGUACAUGAUAUUUAAAUUAUUUCAAUCGCGUUACUAGCUAAUUUAAUGUCGUCUCAGAGGGUGGUGCAAUUGAUAGAUUAGUUGAGAGAUUAUACGGGAAUUUGCUAGAGGCAAAAAAAAAGGUCCAGAUCUGGCCCAGUCAGAGAACCUCACUGAAAACCCAAUUUCUUCCCCGCCAAUGCUGGAUCUGGAGGUCGUUCCUGAGAGAUCAUUGGGAAAUGAGCAAUGGGAAUUCGCAUUAGGGAUGCCAUUGGCCCAGGCCAUUUCCAUUUUACAGAAGCACUGUCGUAUCAUCAAAAAUGUCCAGGUGCUCUAUAGUGAACAAACACCACUUAGCCAUGACCUCAUUCUCAACUUGACUCAGGAUGGAAUUAAACUGCUGUUUGAUGCCUGUAAUCAGAGACUGAAGGUAAUUGAAGUGUACGACUUGAGCAAAGUAAAAUUAAAAUACUGCGGGGUUCAUUUUAACUCUCAGGCCAUAGCACCCACCAUUGAGCAGAUUGACCAGUCCUUUGGCGCUACACACCCUGGAGUCUAUAAUGCUGCUGAGCAGCUCUUCCAUUUAAACUUCCGAGGGCUUUCCUUCUCCUUCCAGCUGGACUCAUGGAAUGAAGCUCCCAAGUACGAGCCUAACUUUGCCCAUGGCUUGGCCUCCCUGCAGAUUCCUCACGGGGCAACAGUCAAACGGAUGUACAUCUACACUGGCAACAACCUACAAGAAACAAAGGCUCCGGUGAUGCCCCUGGCCUGUUUCCUAGGUAACGUGUAUGCGGAGUGUGUGGACGUGCUGAGGGAUGGGACAGGACCACUGGGGCUUAGGCUCCGCCUCCUCACUGCAGGGUGUGGUCCGGGUGUGUUGGCCGACGCCAAGGUGCGGGCUCUGGAGAGGAACAUUUACUUUGGAGACUCAUGUCAGGAUGUCCUGAGUGCCCUGGGCUCGCCACACAAAGUCUUCUACAAGUCAGAGGACAAGAUGAAGAUCCACUCUCCCUCGCCUCACAAACAAGUCCCGUCCAAAUGUAAUGACUACUUCUUCAACUAUUUCACCCUGGGAGUGGAUAUACUGUUUGAUUCAACCACACACCUGGUUAAGAAGUUUGUUCUACACACCAACUAUCCUGGCCAUUAUAAUUUUAACAUAUACCAUCGAUGUGAUUUCAAGAUUCCACUCGUCAUUAAAAAAGAUGGAGCGGACGCUCAGGGAGAGGACUGCAUUCUCACCACCUACAGCAAAUGGGAUCAGAUACAGGAGCUGUUAGGGCAUCCCAUGGAAAAACCUGUCGUCCUCCACAGGUCAUCCUCAGCAAACAACACCAACCCGUUUGGAUCCACGUUCUGUUUUGGUCUGCAGAGGAUGAUAUUUGAGGUGAUGCAGAACAACCACAUCGCGUCGGUGACCCUGUACAGUGGCCCCCGGCCCAGCAACCUGCCCCGGGCGGAGUCCAGCGUCCACUGAGAGGUCCGGGCGUGCCCGGGGGACGCUGGUGCCGAUCCAGCCCGACAGAGAGCCGGUCACACAGCUACAGCGCUCCGUUACUGACUAGUGCAGUGUGCCUUUCAUUCACUGCUGCCAUCACACAAGCAAAAGCCAGGCGCCAGGCAUGCUGGGAGUUUCUCUGGAGUCAUUUUGUUCCAUUACCCUCGCACACAAAACUACCCGCUCUGGACACCCCCCCACCCCCUCCUCCUCCUCCCUUCUCCCCCAUAUCGGAUGCUCCAUGCUGCCCCCUGCUGAGGGAGUCUGGAAACUGCCAUUAACUUUGUGACCCUUACUAACCACUGCUGACCCCUGCUGACUCACUUUUUCCCCUCCUUGCUUUCUCCAUAACAUUCUCCCAUAGACAUGCCAUUUGUCUCAACGUCAUCUUAGCUACACUUGUUGGUGCACAGUGAUGCAUUUAUUACACACACACACACACACACAUACAUACAUACAUACAUACAUACAUUCACACACACACACAUGAACAAAUAUUGCUAUUAAUCUCUUACAUAAUCAAAUAAAAUAGGCUGUUUUUUUGUUUUGUUUGUUUGGUUUUUUUUGUUUUUGAAUGCCAAGGUUAGUACGUCCUCACAUCAGAAACAGACACCAAAGGACAAACAAAAAUUUCAGUUCAAAUCCCCUCUUCUCCAUGUAACACACUUUAACAAGCCCACACACAGCCUCUUAUUCAUUUCAGAUUCAUUCAGCCCACCAGUGCCCUGCUUAUGGAGAGGGCAUUUUAACACAAAUAUAUACAGUGACACACAUAUUUGUCAUUUGAAUACAUUGAGUUUUGUUUUGUUUGUUUUGGGUUUUUUUUGUUUUGUUUUGUUUUUCCGUUUUUGUUAUUCUCGAGGAGUGUGAUGAAAAGAUUACAAGCACAAAUUCAGCUGCAUAGACCUGGGAGUGAACUGAUGUAUUCAGUACAGCCAAAAGGCUUUCUUCAUCUCAUGAAGAUUUUCUCAUAAAAUUUACUCACACACACACACACUUACAGGUUCCUACGUCCACGACCAAGUCAGCAGCACGCAAUACCUCCCAUUACAGAGCUGUGUGGUGUGGAUUUCAGCUUACCUUUGUCUUGGUGGUGUUUAUUUUUUUUUUUUUCCUGUUUUUUUUUUUUUCUCUCAUUUUUUUUUUUUUGUUAACAUGGUUUCUUUUCUUUGGAAAGAUGAAAGCAUUGGUUUUAACAUUUGCACUAAAAUACAUGUUAUGUACUUGAUAAUUGUCACUUAUCCACUGAGGACGGUUUCAUUUACUGUUUGUGAAAGAAAGGAGAGACAGAGAGAGAG
Chanos chanos (milkfish) is the source of this 3580-nucleotide messenger RNA. RefSeq names its product phagosome assembly factor 1 (gene phaf1). Gene Ontology annotation, biological process: Golgi to plasma membrane protein transport. The transcript is spliced from 16 exons. Gene Ontology annotation, cellular component: dendrite; synaptic vesicle membrane; trans-Golgi network. The coding region runs from base 984 to 2261 and encodes 425 amino acids. Lineage: Eukaryota; Metazoa; Chordata; Actinopteri; Gonorynchiformes; Chanidae. The record is from RefSeq and is a predicted model, not a curated record.